GCUCUGUUUCCAGUUUCCAUCAUAUCUGCAUAUUCCAUCUUCUCUUCGUCUUCAUCGCCGUAAUGUUUUCGCCAAGGGUUCCCUCUGUUUUCUUUCCUUUCUUCUUCGUUUUUAUUUUCCCUUUCGCUCAUUCUCAGUCGAAUUUCCCACAGAAUAUCGAAACUUUCUUUCCACAGCUCUCUUCUCCUCCACCUCCUCCUCCUGUAUUUCCCCCGCCCACCCUUCCAAACAGUCCUCCUAUCUCUCCGCCAACUCCAUUGACACCGCCACCGCCCACUCCAUCGUCGGACUCGCACAACGUCGCUAAGGCCGUCGCAGCCACCGCUGCCAGCACUCUUGUCGUUGCCGGUGUCAUCUUCUUUUUCCUUCGGAGGUACACCGUCAAGAGACGUCGUCGCCAGGAUGAGAAAAAUCCGACGGUUUUCCGCCCAGGCAAGGUUAUGGCUUCCCGGGACGAGUUCAAGAGAUUCGACCUCAAAGGGGUGAUUGUUGACGAGAAUGGUUUGGAUGUACUCUAUUGGAGGAAGCUUCAGGAUGGACAGCGUAAGAAUAGUUUCCGUAAGGAAGUCAUUCCUAACCGUAAUAUUGAUGGAGGAGAACCGGAGACUCGUAGAGGAGGAGAUCGAAGCAGGAGAUCUGAACAAAAUCAAGAAUCACCAUUGCUUAGCGAGAGCUCUUCAACUUCCUCUACGCAGAUUAGGCCGGCAGUACGAGAGCCACGUCAGAAAAUGGCUGACCUUUCUCCUGUGUAUGAUUGGAUUCCUCUUCGCGAAGUGGACAAACCACCAUCACCAACUCCACCACCAACGCCUCCACUCUCAGCACUCCCCGUCCCACGACCUCCACUCUCAGAGCCCUCACCUCCACGGCUUCCACUGUCAACGUCCCCACCACCGCCGGCGCCGCCACCACCCCAAUCACGAUCAACUGCACCACCGCCCUCACGUCCUCCUCUGCAAACAUCACAGGCGAUUCCUGAAAAGAAAAGUCAGGUAGCACCUCCUCCGCCUCCAGCUCCUACGAAGAAAGCUCCAGCACCACCACCGGCUCCACCAUCUAAACCGGGAGGCGCUGCACCCGGAGGGAAAUCGAUCAGAAGUGCGCAUGCAGAGGCUUCAUCAUCGAAGGAGACGGGUGCUGGCCAAGUGAAGCUCAAGCCGUUGCACUGGGAUAAGGUGACGGCUAAUGCCGAUCACUCCAUGGUCUGGGACAAGAUUAGUGAGGGUUCAUUCCGGUUUGAUGACAAUCUCAUGGAAGCUCUGUUCGGUUACAUGGCCACGAACCGGAAGUCGCCUGAAAGAAGUAGAGCGUCAACGAAUCCGAACAGCUCCAAGUCUGGCCCGCCUGCACAAAUAUUCAUCCUCGACCCCCGUAAGUCCCAAAACAUAGCAAUAGUACUUAGAUCCCUCGCCGUUUCUCGCCAGGAAAUCCUUGAUGCCCUCCUUGAGGGGCGAGGCCUUAGUGCUGAUACCCUAGAAAAGCUUACCAAAAUUAGUCCAAGCAAAGAAGAAGUAGCCGAGCUACUUGCAUUCGGAGGCAACCCCACCAAACUUGCCGAUGCUGAAUCCUUCCUCUUCCACAUCCUGAAAGUUGUUCCCUCCGCUUUCGCCCGUCUCGAAGCAAUGCUUUUCAGGUUGAAUUACGAACCAGAAGUCAUCCAGCUCAAGGAAUAUCUACAGACACUUGAACUAGCUUGCAAGGAACUCCGAAAUCGUGGGCUUUUCUUGAAACUUUUAGAAGCCAUCCUAAAGGCAGGCAAUUUGAUGAAUGCUGGAACAGCAAGAGGUAAUGCGCAAGCGUUCAACCUCAAUGCACUUCGAAAGCUUUCAGACGUUAAAAGUAUAGAUGGAAAGACUACGCUCCUUCACUUUGUUGUGCAAGAAGUAGUUCGGAACGAAGGCAAACGCUGUAUAAUCAAUAGGAAUCACAGCCUCGGUCGAAGUAACAGCGGGAGCAGCACCAACAGUAGUGGGUGCUCCGAGUCUUUGGUUGCAAAAGAAGAACGACAGAAGGAGUAUAUGAUGCUCGGGCUGCCGGUGGUCGGAGGACUUAGCGUUGAGUUCUCUACCGUAAAAAAAGCAGCGACAAUAGACUACGAUACCUUAGUCAAAACAUGCUCCACUCUAGCAGCCCACGUUGCCCAAACUCGGGAUAUCUUGAUAAGAUGCAGUGUCAACGAGGGACAUGGGUUUGUGAGGGAGAUGAAAGGAUUCGUAGACAAAGCUGAAGAAGAGCUCAAGGCAUUGAGGGAGGAACAAACGAGGGUAUUGGGUCUUGUGAAGAAAACAACAGAGUAUUACCACGCAAGAUCUUCCAAGGGGGCUUACCCACUUCAGUUAUUUAUUAUAAUCAAGGAUUUUCUGGGCAUGGUUGAUCAAGUAUGCAUUGACAUUGCUCGGGAUUUGCAGAAGAAGAAGACAACGAGCGCCGGUACAUCACCACCAAUGUCACCCAUAAAGAAGAUUACGGUGAGGUUCCCGAAAUUGCCGCCACAUUUUAUGUCAGACAGGUCCAGGAGCUCUUCUGGUUCCAGUGAUUCGGAUGACGAUUUUUGAAGAGGUGUCAAUAUUUGAAUCCUCAAAUUAAGGAUUUGAUUACUGUACAUAAUAAACAGGAAUAGUAGCUAAGAGUAGGAGAAUGGAACACACAUAGCUCGUUGAGUAAAUUAUUAAUUGAUCAUGUCAUUGCGUUGAUUCUUUACUUAAUAUCGAAUUGUUGGAGUCA
Nelumbo nucifera (sacred lotus) is the source of this 2724-nucleotide messenger RNA. Its product is annotated as formin-like protein 4. Gene Ontology annotation, biological process: actin cytoskeleton organization; actin nucleation. Lineage: Eukaryota; Viridiplantae; Streptophyta; Magnoliopsida; Proteales; Nelumbonaceae. Gene Ontology annotation, molecular function: actin filament binding. The record is from RefSeq and is a predicted model, not a curated record.